AGCAGGGUAGCCAUUUUUCCUCAAACUAUUCCGCGUCGGGAAAGAGUGUGGCUCGUAUUUCAGCGCGUCGUUAAACUACAAGUGUUUUAAUUUUCCGAAAGGAUACAACCAAGUGUUCCGCCGUAUUGGACAUCGUAAUUCGAGUUGGUAGAAAGCAAGAAUAAUACGAUGAGUGGAUACGCACGCCCGCCUCCAAGAAUAGAUGGAAUGAUUUCAUUGAAAGUUGACAAUUUAACGUACCGCACUACACCGGAUGACUUGAGACGCGUAUUCGAACGUUGCGGUGAAGUGGGUGAUAUUUACAUUCCCCGCGACAGACACACACGCGAAAGCCGUGGUUUUGCUUUUGUCAGAUUCUAUGACAAACGCGAUGCCGAAGACGCACUAGACGCUAUGGAUGGACGCAUGUUGGAUGGAAGGGAGCUUCGCGUCCAGAUGGCACGUUACGGACGGCCAACAUCACCACAACGACGCGGGAAUCGAUACAAUGGACGUGAAAGAGGACGCUCCCGCGAACGGUAUCGCCGUCGUUCUCGAUCGCGUAGCCCCGAACAUCGUCGUCGAUCUUACUCUCGCUCCAAAUCACGCACACCACGCUCCCGUUCCGGAAGUAAAUCGUCCCGAGGCAAGGAUUCCCGCUCUCGUAGCCCAGCCGAACGUGGACAUUAUUAGUGGGUGUGUGAGAAAAUUCAUAUAAGAUCAUACAUCUACCGAACAAUGUGUGAUGAGAUCGUUUAUUUUUCUUUCAACCUGACGACAUACGCUCCACACACAAGAAGGGCAACAAUUUGCGGUUAAUGCAGCUGCUGCCCGUGCAGAUUUGCCCAUCCGGUCACUACUUUCCUUCCUGUGUCUUCUUCUAAGCGCUGUCCAAUUUUGCAUCGAGUUCGAUGAGAUCGAGGGAGAGAUGUUUGGCAGAAGAGAAGGCGCGGAGGAAGGCGAACAGAGAGUGAGAGAGCGUGCGGGAUCUGCGAACGUCUUCCAGCCGCUGAUCCUCGUGCCCGUAUGUUCUGCCGGGAGCGGGGUUACAUGUGUCCUUGUGUGUGCAGGUAUUGCGGCCGUAUAUUGAUUCCUUAUGCGCUGCAACCUCCGCGAACGGACGCUUGCUGUGGUGUUGAUGUUGAUGAAGGUGAACGUGGGGUUAUUCCGGCCAACGUCGCAGUCACAUGUUGGAGCAGAAGGCGAAGAUGGUGCGCGAUGCUGGAGAUGUGGUGUGCCGAGUGCCACAGAUGAUGAUCGUCCGCUUCCUCGCUGGGUUGUUCCGCUGCAUUAGGAAAAAAGAGAAGCGAGAAGCGUAUGAAGUAGAAAAAAGAAUCACUGAGAGGGGAGUCAUUCAUUCAUCCGCUUCAACAGAGCAGGUAGAUGAGAUUUUUGAGUUUUGAGAGAGCGUAAGUGGAUGGUCCCAUUUUGCAGGCUGGCGGUUUCCGGUUUAUCCUGUCCCGGUGCUGCCGAGCAGCAACGCCGCUCACACGAUCGCCACGUUUUGUAUCGACUGCCGAAAAGAAGAGCGUGUAGAGGAUGAAAAUAUUCUCCCGGCUGCCGGUUUCCCGUUUUCGACGGUUUGGCUGCGCGUGUACAAUCUGGAGGUUCAGCUGCAGCAGCUGUGCUUGUGUACCUGGUACUAGAUUCCCUAGCUGUUACUGCGCUUGCUGCCCGGAACUGGCGGAGAAGACGCGGUGUAUCGUCCCCCAAAAACCCUGUUUCGUCUGUGCGCCGCCGUGAACGCUUCGUGUUCUGCGUGUUUUUCUUCUCUUCUUCUUUUCUUCCAGCUGAAGUAGUGUGCAUAUAUCCUCCUUUCCCGCUUUCCAACAAUUCCUCCUCAAUACUGCUGCUACAACUACUAUGUA
Molecule: messenger RNA, 1847 nt
Organism: Anopheles moucheti
Lineage: Eukaryota; Metazoa; Arthropoda; Insecta; Diptera; Culicidae
Gene: SC35
Product: serine/arginine-rich splicing factor 2
Exons: 5
Coding region: 169-672 (167 amino acids)
Molecular function (GO): RNA binding
Source: RefSeq, a predicted model, not a curated record